Oncorhynchus tshawytscha (Chinook salmon) is the source of this 1381-nucleotide messenger RNA. RefSeq names its product profilin family member 4 (gene pfn4). Lineage: Eukaryota; Metazoa; Chordata; Actinopteri; Salmoniformes; Salmonidae. The transcript has 4 exons. Gene Ontology annotation, molecular function: actin monomer binding. Gene Ontology annotation, cellular component: cell cortex. The record is from RefSeq and is a predicted model, not a curated record. The coding region runs from base 100 to 606 and encodes 168 amino acids.
UGUGAUGUACGCAAAAUGUAUCAAGGAUCAAUUACAAUGGGAACCAUUUAGCAGACGCAUGUUUUCACUACGAUCUCUUUAGGCUGGUAACACCCACCGAUGGUCUCCAUGGAAACGUCGUCCACCACGCUGAAGGGGAAAAGUAUCAGCAGUAACGCUAACGUUAGUUCUCUGACCUUGACAAGACAUACUAUACAGUCUUUGACAAAAUUGAUUAUUAUGAACCAAUUUCAGAAUUUGAUAAAUGACUGUCUUAUCGAUACAAAACACGUGGAAAGCGCUGUCAUUCUGGUUGCCAAGACUGCAGCAGUAACUGCGGCGUCUGCAAGGUUUCAGGUUCUUCCUACACAAGCCCAGAUUUUCAUAGACUCUUUCAAGCACAUGACAUCGACCAGAGAGCGGGGCUUCUACUUUCAAGACAAAGCAUACACCUGUGUCCGAGCUGACAGGAACUCCAUCUACUGCAAAUGUGGAACACAUGGCUUGAUUCUUGUGAAGACUGCUCUGUACGUUAUAGUGGCCACAUACAACGACAGCAUGUACCCUAGCGUGUGUGUGGAAGCUGUCGAGAAACUAGCUGUGUACCUCAAGGAAAAGGGAAAAUGAAGCAAGACCUGAAGAGGAGCAGCGUUCUGAUGGAUGAAGUGGACUGGUCAAGUUAAACAGUUGCCUACAGGUCCAUGUUAGGCCACCUGCUAAGGAGGACAAACAUGUUUAGGAGAAAGUUGGUGUGCGUUUGUUUUCUUUCUAUGAACUUGCCCCUGUCCCCUCUCGCAGUAUACAGGUUUAACCACUAGGUGGUAGUAAAUAGUAAAUAACCCAGCUGUGUGGUCCAAGAACAGUUUUUAGUGCUGAGAUCCUCUUAGAACAGGGAUUAUGACCAACCAUGGUCAAUGAGAUGCUGUAGUUCCAGCCCUGCUCUAUCACAUCUGAUUCUACUCCUCAGCAAACAGACAUGGUUUUGGGGCUUCGUGGCUAAAAGCCUUUUUAAACUGUCUGUUCAUCGCAGACUUUCUGUUCAAACGCUUCAAUUACUCUCCACCUCCUUCUGGUGAUAACAUGAUUAACCUAACUACACACUGGCACUUUACACAUAUGCGCAUGAACACACACACACACACCCUGAUGUAGCCUUGUUGAGUGUUUCAGAGCUGAAGCUGUGAAUGAAUUUCCUCAUGUGAACAAAUAAAGGAAAUCUGUACCUGAGUCAAAACAUCAAAGAUCCCCCACCAUAUUUUACAGUAGGGGUGAGGUGUUUUCUGCAUAUGUGUUGUUUCGGGAAGGCCAAACCCACCAUAUUUUACAGUAGGGGUGAGGUGUUUUCUGCAUAUGUGUUGUUUCGGGAAGGCCAAACCCACCAUAUUUUACAGUAGGGGUGAGG